This is a messenger RNA of Penaeus monodon (black tiger shrimp), 369 nucleotides long. RefSeq names its product cuticle protein 19-like. Gene Ontology annotation, cellular component: extracellular matrix. Lineage: Eukaryota; Metazoa; Arthropoda; Malacostraca; Decapoda; Penaeidae. The record is from RefSeq and is a predicted model, not a curated record. The coding region runs from base 1 to 369 and encodes 122 amino acids. The transcript is spliced from 2 exons.
AUGUUUCCUGUUGCAGGCCCAGUCAUGGACAUUCCAAGUCCUGAUUACCCUCCCUCACUUCCAGAGCUAUGUCUGGAAACUCUUCUCCCACGUGCCUCUAGUCUGACCAACAUGGUGGGCACAGGUGGUUUGGUUUACGCAGUCGAUGGACAACGGACACGGCAACACAAUUUACCCAAACGGUACUCCGAGGGUGACACGAUGAAGGGCGAGUAUCGCGUCCUGCUGCCCGACGGCCGCACGCAGAUUGUCACUUACUCAUCAGACCCGGAGAGAGGCUACAUGGCUCGGGUCUCGUACGAGGGGACGGCUAGGCCCUACACGCCCCCACAGGCGGAGAAGUAUGCCUCCAUCCGCAACAAGCCUUGA